Messenger RNA from Didymella exigua CBS 183.55, 833 nucleotides. RefSeq names its product NADH-ubiquinone oxidoreductase 213 kDa subunit. The transcript is spliced from 4 exons. The coding region runs from base 35 to 613 and encodes 192 amino acids. NCBI's taxonomy places the organism in Eukaryota, Fungi, Ascomycota, Dothideomycetes, Pleosporales, Didymellaceae. Gene Ontology annotation, biological process: mitochondrial respiratory chain complex I assembly. The record is from RefSeq and is a predicted model, not a curated record.
CCAAGACGAGAUCCCCACAGCCAUUCUGCCCGCCAUGGCCGACCAACACCCAGCCUACCACCCUCGGGAUGCCCUCCACAACACCGGUAGCGUCAUGUUCCAGACGACCAUCGUCGGCGCCGUCGUCGCCGGUGUGCAGAACACACUCCGCAAGCAGAACGUCGGAGCCAUGGGCAUUCUCACACGGUCGGGAGGCGUAAUCGCUCUUUUUGCUGGUGCUGGAGGCGCAUACCAGUUCACACUCGACGCGACUGCGAAUAUGCAACAAAAGGACGACUGCUACAACGAGUUCUAUGCUGGCUUCGCUGCUGGUGCAGUCGCUGGAAUCAUGAGGCGCAGUCUGCCCUUCAUGCUCGGUGCUGGUGCUGUGUUUGGAACCGGCAUGACAGCUUACAGAUACACCGCUGGUAUGCGUGGCACAGUGUCUGGUGAGGUAGACGACGAGGAGGUCGAGCGAAGGGAGGCCAUGAAGAAGCUUCGCCGACGACCAUUGUCGGAGACUAUUGAGCAAUUGGGCGAGGGACGCGGUAUCUACGCCCCCGGAUACGAGGAGAGGAGGCGACAGAGGAUCCUGGAGAAGUAUGGCAUCGAUGUAAAGGCGGCGCAGGCCUAGACGCAACACGCGAUUUCCUUGGAGUUUACACCCGAAGCAGACAUCGAAUCACAAGAGUCGAGCACUUCGCAACACUUGUACAUACCACUUGUCCCAAAUCCGAAAAUGACCAACAUGAACAAGUUCAAGCACGCAUUGCCGCCGUCUCUGCAUCUUUAAUACAUUAGCCUUUGUAGCUGCGGCUAGCUCCUGUCAAGGUUUAGUCAUCAUGAACCUCAAC